AUGUCCCGCGGCGGCCUGACCCAAAGCUCGCGCGAUGCGAUCGACGCCACCGUCACUGGUACCGACGCCACCGUCGCUCGCGCGUCCAGAAAACCAGCGGCGCCGCGCACGCGAAGACGCUCACGCGGUCGGAGCCUGACGAACCAAAUCUUCGCCCUGGGUUUUCUACCACCAAAGUUUCGUUUCGGUCUGUUUGGUUUCGCGCUCGGCGUGAGCGCCGCCGCUUGGUUCGCCGUGGAUGAAGUCGACCGACGAAUCAGAGCGCGCGAGGAGGACAAAGCUCGGGAGCGUCGAGCUCGGAGACAACGCGCGUUGGAACUGAGAGAGGCGAACAAACUGAACGGAGUGCCUAUAAUAGAAGAGAUAGAGGACGAGGAUGAUUCGAGGUUUGGAUUGGCGGAUAACGGUACGAAGACGGAGACGGAGUAUAAGAUGGUGUUACUCGUUCGAGAAGACUUGCCGAUGGGGGCUGGGAAGGUUGCGGCGCAGGCGGGACACGCAGCAGUCGGCGCGGUGAGUUUGGUGAUGGAAAAUCGCAUGCUCCUGGGUCGAUGGGAAGCGGACGGUCAGAAAAAGGUGGCGCUCGGCGUAAAGUCGCUGCGGAAGAUGGACGAGCUGGUGGAACAAGCACGCAGAUCACGCCUGAACGUUUUUGAGGUGCUCGACGCGGGGAGAACCGAGGUGGAUCCAGGGACGAAGACGGUGGUCGCCAUCGGACCAGCCGCGUCGUCGGACAUCGACGCGAUUACCGGCGGCUUGCGCUUAUACUGA
This is a messenger RNA of Ostreococcus tauri, 771 nucleotides long. RefSeq names its product Peptidyl-tRNA hydrolase, PTH2. The transcript has a single exon. Bases 1 to 771 code for a protein of 256 amino acids. The record is from RefSeq and is a predicted model, not a curated record. Lineage: Eukaryota; Viridiplantae; Chlorophyta; Mamiellophyceae; Mamiellales; Bathycoccaceae. Gene Ontology annotation, molecular function: peptidyl-tRNA hydrolase activity. Gene Ontology annotation, cellular component: cytosol; mitochondrion.